Messenger RNA from Aspergillus campestris IBT 28561, 877 nucleotides. RefSeq names its product TIM-barrel enzyme family protein. The transcript is spliced from 3 exons. The record is from RefSeq and is a predicted model, not a curated record. The coding region runs from base 32 to 877 and encodes 281 amino acids. NCBI's taxonomy places the organism in Eukaryota, Fungi, Ascomycota, Eurotiomycetes, Eurotiales, Aspergillaceae. Gene Ontology annotation, molecular function: catalytic activity.
UCACAGUAGACAGUAUUAAUCAAUCGUGAAAAUGCCACGCCCAUCAACCAGACAGGAAGUCCUUGCCCGCCUGCGCAAGACCAUCGACUCCGGCGAGAUCAUCGUCGGAGCGGGGGCCGGAAUCGGACUGUCCGCAAAAUUCAUGGAAAAAGGCGGCGCCGACAUCUUGAUCGUGUACAAUUCAGGGCGCUUUCGCAUGGCCGGCCGAGGCUCGUUGGCGGGCAUGAUGCCGUAUUCUGAUGCCAACCAGGUGGUAGUUGAUAUGGCCAACGAAAUCCUCCCCAUCGUGCAAAACACGCCCGUCCUGGCCGGCGUGUGCGGCACCGACCCCUUCCGCAGCAUGCCUCAGUUUCUCGACGAGCUGCGCCGCAUAGGGUACAUCGGGGUGCAGAACUUCCCGACAGUGGGACUCAUCGACGGCGUGUUUCGUCAGAACCUCGAGGAGACGGGGAUGGGGUACGACCAGGAGGUGGAGAUGAUUCGGCUUGCGCACGAGAAGGAUCUCGUGACUACGCCGUAUGCGUUCAAUGUCGACGAGGGGGAGAGGAUGGCGCGCGCGGGCGCGGAUGUUAUUGUUGUGCACUUGGGGCUGACGACGAGUGGGACGAUUGGGGCGCAGACGGCGAAGACGCUGGAUGAUUCGGUGCGGAUUGUUCAGGAGGUGAGGGAUGCGGUUGUUGCGGUUAAUCCGGAGGUUAUUGUGUUGUGUCAUGGGGGUCCGUUGGCGGGCCCGGAAGAUGCGCAGUAUGUUUUGGAGAGGACGAAGGGUGUGCAUGGUUUCUAUGGGGCGAGUAGCAUGGAGCGGUUGCCGGUUGAGACGGCUAUUCUGGAGAAUGCGAGGGCUUUUAAGGGUUUGAAAGUGGGGAGGCAGUCAUAG